This is a messenger RNA of Didymodactylos carnosus, 369 nucleotides long. Lineage: Eukaryota; Metazoa; Rotifera; Eurotatoria; Philodinida; Philodinidae. The record is from the annotation of a GenBank genome assembly.
AUGCGUUCACGUCACGCAUUGCGGUUUAGCAGUGUCAGCGCAUUUGCUAAUCCAGAAGACACACUAGGCUUGUUCGGUACUCCCAAAGGACAAUUAACAUUAGCCGAUCCCGACGUAGAACGAGUAAGACGAAAUCAUUUGAAUGAUAUUGAAAAUAUCAUUCCGUUCGUUUUGAUUGGAAUAUUCUACGUCGCUAUUAAUCCAAACCCUUAUGUUGCAUUAUGGCACUUUAGAGUGUUUUUUUUAUCCCGUAUCAUACAUACGAUUGCUUAUCAGACUCCAUUGCCUCAACCAAGUCGUGCUAUGUCUUUUCUUGUGGGCCUCGUCACAACUGUCUCCAUGGCUAUUCAAGUUUUACUAGCAAUUUAA